AUGACACAAAAAACAGCAGAUACGGUAGCCGACUUCCUCCUCAACCGCAUUAUCCCACGAUUUGGACUGCCCUCCUCUAUCCAGUCGGACAACGGCCCAGGCUUCAUCUCCCAAAUCGUCCAGCAGGUCUCCACCUCCCUCGGCACCAUCUGGAAGCUGCACAUUCCUUAUCAUCCCCAGUCUCCUGUGGUCCCCAUUCCUACUCCUCUCAAGGUCAUCAACUCCCCCACACCUUUCCUCUUAAAGGAUGUACCUCUUCUCCAAGAUCCCGAACGCCAGCUGCAGGUGCUGGCAGCAAUUGAGCCCAUCAGCAUGUCCCUCGCCAUCCUUCUACCUAGCCUACCAACACCCAGCCCUGAGAAGCUGUUAGGAGAGCAUCUGGCCAAAGAGGUGAUUCUCAAGGCACUGACUGGCUUCAAGAGCAACAAAGACCCCAAGGAACCAUGGACUCUUUCCUUAUGUGGCUGGGCUGGCACAGGCAAGAAUUUUGUGAGCCAAAUUGUGGCUGAAAAUCUUCAUUCAAAAGGCCUAAAGAAUAACUUUGUUCACCUGUUUGUAUCGAUUCUGCACUUCCCUCAUGAACACCAGAUAAAGCUGUACCAGGACCAGUUACAGAGGUGGAUCCAGGGUAAUGUGAGUGCCUGUGUAAGCUCCGUGUUCAUAUUCGACAAGAUGGAUAAGUUGAACCCCAGGAUCAGGAGGCCAUCAAGCCACUUGCUAGACUACUACGAGCAGGUUGGAGGUGUGUCUUACCAGGAGGUGAUCUUCAUCUUUCUCAGUAUGGCAGGUGGGGACCUCAUAACCAAGACAGACCUUGAGUUUUGGCGGGCAGGAAGAAAGUGGGAAGACAUUCAGCUGAACAACUUGGAACACAUGCAGUCUGUCGGAGUGUUCAGUAAUAAGCACAGUGGCCUGUGGUGCAGCAGACUGACAGACAGAAACUUCAGGAUUACUUUAGUUCCUUUCUGCCCCUGAAAUACACACAUG
Phyllostomus discolor (pale spear-nosed bat) is the source of this 987-nucleotide messenger RNA. Its product is annotated as torsin-1B-like. Gene Ontology annotation, cellular component: nuclear envelope; endoplasmic reticulum lumen. Gene Ontology annotation, molecular function: ATP hydrolysis activity; kinesin binding; nucleic acid binding. Bases 1 to 975 code for a protein of 324 amino acids. NCBI's taxonomy places the organism in Eukaryota, Metazoa, Chordata, Mammalia, Chiroptera, Phyllostomidae. The record is from RefSeq and is a predicted model, not a curated record. Gene Ontology annotation, biological process: protein localization to nucleus; nuclear membrane organization; DNA integration. The transcript has 5 exons.